AUGUCGGUCGAGUUUAAAACAAAAAAGACUUCCACUAAAGAUGGAAAUCUCUAUACCAAAUUCACUUAUGAGAAUUCAUUAGUUGAAAAAGAUGCAAGUGGAAAAUUGCUCGUUACUCCAACCGCUGAAGAGUACGAAUUUAAAUUGGAUUUAACUGUUCCUAAAGUUGGUUUGUUGUUGGUUGGAAUUGGUGGUAAUAAUGGUACUACAUUAGUUGGAUCCAUUUUGGCUAACAAGAAUCAAAUUUCAUUUGAAAAUAAAGAAGGUGUUGUUAAGCCAAAUUAUUAUGGUUCGGUUACACAAAGCUCAACUAUUAAAUUAGGUAUUAACAAAGAAGGUAACGAUGUUUAUGCGCCAUUUAAUUCGAUUGUCCCCAUGGUUAACCCUAAUGAUUUGAUUGUUGAUGGAUGGGAUAUUAGUGGGUUAACAUUGGACAAAGCAAUGAAGAGAGCUAAAGUAUUGGAUGUUACCUUACAAAAACAAUUGUAUCCAUAUUUAACCGAUAAAAAACCAAUGGAAAGUAUAUACUAUCCUGAUUUUAUUGCCGCCAACCAAGGCGAAAGAGCAGAUAAUGUGUUCAACAAGACUUCUGGUGGCGAAAUAAACACCCAGGACAAAUGGAAAGAUGUUGAAAAAAUUAGAAAAGAUAUUCAAGAUUUCAAACAAAAGAAUAAAUUAGAUAAAGUUAUUGUAUUGUGGACAGCAAACACUGAAAGAUAUGCGGAUGUAUUACCCAAAGUCAACGAUACAAGUGAUAAUUUAAUUGCAUCUAUCAAAGCUAGUCAUGAAGAGAUUGCGCCAAGUACUAUAUUUGCAGUUGCUUCCAUAUUGGAAGGUGUACCAUACAUUAAUGGAUCACCCCAAAAUACAUUUGUUCCCGGUGUAAUUGAGUUGGCUGAAAAACACAAUUCAUUUAUUGGUGGUGACGAUUUCAAAUCGGGACAAACCAAGAUCAAAUCGGUAUUGGCUCAAUUUUUGGUUGAUGCUGGUAUCAAGCCACUUUCAAUUGCUAGUUAUAAUCAUUUGGGUAAUAACGAUGGAUACAACUUAUCUGCGCCAAAGCAAUUUAGAUCCAAGGAGAUUUCUAAACAAUCGGUUGUUGAUGAUAUAAUUGAAAGCAAUGAGAUAUUAUAUAACAAAGAAACAGGCGACAAAGUUGAUCAUUGUAUUGUUAUCAAGUAUUUGCCAGCUGUUGGUGAUUCCAAAGUUGCCAUGGAUGAAUAUUACUCAGAGUUGAUGCUUGGUGGACAUAACAAGAUUAGCAUACAUAAUGUAUGUGAAGAUUCCUUGCUUGCAACACCAUUAAUCAUUGAUUUGGUUGUUGUUUCUGAAUUUUUGUCGCGUGUGCAAUAUAAGAAAGUAGGCGAAUCCGAGUAUCACGAUUUUUAUUCAGUUUUGACAUUUUUGAGUUACUGGUUGAAGGCGCCAUUGAGUAGACCAGGAUUCAAGCCAAUCAAUGGAUUGAAUAAGCAGAGACAAUCCUUGGAGAAUCUUUUGAGAUUAUUAGUUGGCUUGCCAAUUAACAACGAAUUGAGGUUUGAAGAGAGAUUAGUCUAG
Messenger RNA from Lodderomyces oxycetoniae, 1557 nucleotides. It is a transcript of the gene INO1, whose product is annotated as inositol-3-phosphate synthase. Gene Ontology annotation, cellular component: cytoplasm. Gene Ontology annotation, molecular function: inositol-3-phosphate synthase activity. Lineage: Eukaryota; Fungi; Ascomycota; Pichiomycetes; Serinales; Debaryomycetaceae. The transcript has a single exon. Gene Ontology annotation, biological process: inositol biosynthetic process; phospholipid biosynthetic process. The record is from RefSeq and is a predicted model, not a curated record. The coding region runs from base 1 to 1557 and encodes 518 amino acids.